AUGAAGUUCUUCGUUUCGCUGCUCAUUUCGCUCGUGGCUAUCUCCCAGGUCGCAGCUCUCCCUGCGAAGAUUCACCCACCUAUCGGAGGAGGUGCUGUCGUCGCUCAGCCGCCAAUUAGAGUCAACCCACCGCCUAUUGGGGGCGGGGUCAUCGUCAACCCUCCACCUAUCGGAGGCGGAGCUAGCGUUAACCCGCCCAUUGGAGGAGGCGCUACCAUUCAACCCCCUACUCCCAUUGGAGGCGGAGCAAGCGUCAAUCCACCGCCCAUCGGGGGAGGCGCUACCAUCCAACCACCCACUCCAAUUGGAGGUGGAGCUGUCGUCAAUCCCCCUCCUAUCGGAGGCGGGGUUAUUGUUAACCCACCGCCCAUUGGAGGAGGCAGGCUUGAUCGCGGGCUUCUCAUGAAGAAUACCUACGCCCCACAAAUCGAGGAGAAGCAAACUAACCCAGGUCAGGUUCGAGGCGACGGUAUCACUUCACCCAACUUAAUAAUAGCCUAA
Pleurotus ostreatus (oyster mushroom) is the source of this 501-nucleotide messenger RNA. RefSeq lists its product as uncharacterized. Bases 1 to 501 code for a protein of 166 amino acids. The record is from RefSeq and is a predicted model, not a curated record. Lineage: Eukaryota; Fungi; Basidiomycota; Agaricomycetes; Agaricales; Pleurotaceae. The transcript is spliced from 3 exons.